This is a messenger RNA of Nerophis ophidion (straightnose pipefish), 2558 nucleotides long. Its product is annotated as thrombospondin-type laminin G domain and EAR repeat-containing protein-like. The coding region runs from base 276 to 2375 and encodes 699 amino acids. Lineage: Eukaryota; Metazoa; Chordata; Actinopteri; Syngnathiformes; Syngnathidae. Gene Ontology annotation, biological process: signal transduction. The transcript has 13 exons. The record is from RefSeq and is a predicted model, not a curated record.
AGGGCUCUGCAGGUGCACGGCUCUCCUCACUCUCACAGACACACAGACACACGGACAUCAUCCGGAACAUUCUCGGCUCCUUCUUCAUUUUGUUUUUCCCCAACAGGACCGGACCGCUUGUUUUAUAUAUACAUUUUUUUAAUUUUGUUUAGAAUUAUGUGAAGAUGUUUUCUAUGACCCGUUCGCAAAGGAAUUUCUCUCCAGGGCAUCAUCCCAUAUGGAAACACUUUGACAUGGAGACGUUUCCAGCGAACAACUACUGAAACCGUGCGGUGAUGUCAUCGCUGAUCUUCGUGCAGCUCCUUCUUCUAAGCCUGAGGGCCACCCACAUGACCUCUGACCUGAGGGCACAAUGUCCAGAUGUGGCUCCUCUGGACCUCCUGUCUCUUGUCCUUGAGGACACCUCCAGACCCCUGCCAGGGGUGCACGUGAGACCCUCCGGAGGUGUGAAGGGCGUACAAUUUUCCAGGCCCCAGGCUUCCUCUCACUUGUUGCUCAACUGCCAGCUUUUCCCCAAAGACUUUUCCAUCGUCGUGACGCUAAAAUUCGCUCGCUUCGCACACGAGAAAAGCGAGUACAUCUUUUCCUUAGUAGAGCCGAAGAGAGCAGAGCAAGGACCCGAAGAGAAGGAGAACGAAAAGGGAAACAUUUUGCAAAAGAAAGCUGAUACGGACGUCACCAGAGAAGAACGUCGGCGUCUCGUCUUAGGACUGCGGCUCUCAAGGAACCGACUUUACCUGCACUUUAAAGGUCAACGAGGGGUGAUAGAGCAGUCUGUGUCCCGGGGCCCCCGCCUGGCUGAUAACCGGUGGCACACUCUGGUUGUGACCAUUUGCGAUGGACAAGUCAGGCUCACCGUGGACUGCGGCUUGCCACGGGAAUUCCAUUUCUCCAAGCCCUUCCCCUCAGACCUCAACUUCCAAGGUUCCUUAGUCCACAUCGGCAGUCGAGGCAGAUGGAAAGGCUUGUUUUCAGGCCUUUUGCGACAGUUGGUUCUGGUUCCGGGAUCAGAUGCCACCCGUCAGAUAUGCCCGUCUUCCCAUCCUCAACUGGCAGCUCUGUCUGUGCCGGUGAUGCUCCUGUCAGAUGUCAACGCCACUCGGAGGGAGCCUGGUGGUCACAUGACUCCCACUGAAACCGAGGCCAGGGUGUCUGUGGGCUUACAGCAGCCAUGCUCCGAGCUGCUUCAAGGCCAAAUGUGGUUUAGUUCGCUCAAGAAAGGUCUUUACGUUUGUGAUGGUACUUCGUGGAUCGUCGUGCUCGAGGCUCCUAAACGACUGGACUACGUUGUGGAAAAUCAGGUUCUCGCCACCAGCUCAGAGACACACGACAUAGAGGUAUUCCAGGUACCAGGCGUGGGCCUGAUGGCUGCCAUGGCUCACCGCUCCACAGCCUUUGGUUCCGCCGUGUACCAGUGGACGCAACAGAAAGGUUUCCAGCUGUAUCAGAACAUCAGCACCUAUGGAGCGUUGGCAUGGAGACAUUUCAACAUGGGCAAGAAGAUCUUUCUGGUGGUGUCCAACUCCGGGGCAGGCAACGACAUUAGCAGAGAAUCAGACAGCCCAGACGUUUCUGUUAUUUACAAGUGGAACAGAAGAAAAAAGCAAUUUGUGCAGUUCCAGACCCUGCAGACCAACUGCGCACGGGACUGGGAGGCCUUUAAAAUCCAUCGACAAACCUACCUGGCAGUAGCCAAUCACAGAAUUGGUGAUAACAACCACACCAUAGACAGCGUGGUGUACAAGUGGAACAGGCCCACCAAGUCCUUUGAAGUUCAUCAGAAGCUGAGGACCUCAGGGGCCUACGACUGGGAGUUCUUUAUCGUUGGACCGUACCAUUUCCUGGUGGUGGCAAACGCUUUCGAUGGAGUGACCACAUCUGUGGACUCCGUCAUCUACGUUUGGGUGGAUGGAAACUUUCAGGUCUUCCAGACCAUUAAGACUUUUUGUGCCACCGACUGGGAGAUGUUCCAGAUCGGGAGAAGAGUUUUCCUGGUGGUUGCCAAUGGAAACAGGCUCCACGGUAACGGACCCAGCGAGUAUGCCAUCAACUCCACCGUGUACGAGCUGGACGUGAACGAGCGACUGUUUGUCCGCUUCCAGGAUAUUGUCACCUACAGCGCCGUGGACUGGGAGUUCUUCAGCCUCGGGGAGGAAUAUUUUCUGGUGGUUGCUAAUUCCUUCAACGGAGAGUCGUACUCUCUCAACAGCGUUCUGUACAGGUGGCAAGGUUACGAAGGCUUUGUCCCCGCCCAUUGGCUCCCAACCAUCGGAUGCAGUGACUGGGAGUUUUUCACCGCCAACGGAGAGUCUUAUCUGAUCUACUCCAGUGCCAAAGCGCCCCUCUCCAAAGUGUUCAAGCUGAAAAUGUACUAAGCUCCCGACCAUAUUUAUGCGUGUGUAUGCACGUCCCUCUCGCUAUAAAUAAGGCAGGGCAUGCAGCAUUCAUGUGUGUGUACGUGUGUAUGACAGAGUUCCGGAAAAAAGUGUGGCGGUGUCAAGAGUGUAAAUGAGUUUCAAUACACCAAAAAUGUAAAUUAUUAAAAUAAGCUACUCUUA